AAAAUAUCAACCAAUUAAUUUGGACUGAACAGGUUCUCUUUCAAAACAGCGGAAAAUUCGAAGUCUUCUUGCCGUCGCUCCAUGAUCAAGCAGCUGUGAUAUUUGAAAACAUCUCUUCCUGUUAGCAUCGGCACUGGGUCAAAUUUAUUGAGAAUCAUUACAAGAAACCGAAUAUACAUAAAUUCAUAAAAGGGAACAAACUUUGACACGCGACAACAAGGCUGUUAGUGAAACAGAACCCCAACUUCUACAACUGACCACGUUCUGAAGACCGCGAUUUUACAAUCAAGAUGCCAUCAAAUGAAAAUGCCAGCGCUCGUUUGAAGACAUACAAGAACAAAGGACGAGAUGUUGACGAAAUGAGAAGGAGAAGAAAUGAAGUGUCAGUUGAGUUAAGAAAAGCAAAGAAAGACGACCAGUUGCUGAAGAGAAGAAAUGUUGCAGUUGAUGAUGAACCGACCAGCCCACUUCAGGAUGCAAGUAAUAAGACUAAUGCAGUUAGCUUGACAUUGGUUGAAAUUGUCAACGGUAUAAAUGGAAAUGAACCACAACAACAGAUGCAGUGUACCCAGGCUGCUCGUAAACUCCUGUCCAAAGAGAGGAACCCACCAAUUGAUGACAUCAUCAGAACUGGGGUGAUUCCUAGAAUGGUGGAAUACCUUGCUCAUAGUGAUAGGCCAGAUCUACAGUUUGAGGCUGCCUGGGCACUGACAAAUAUCGCCUCGGGUACCAGUGACCAGACAAAGUCGGUUGUGAAGGCAGGUGCUGUGCCUCCAUUUGUGAAACUGCUGUCAUCUCCUCAUCACAAUGUAUGUGAGCAAGCUGUGUGGGCCCUUGGCAACAUUGCAGGUGAUGGUCCUGAUUUGAGGGAUUACGUGACAGAAUCUGGAAUCAUUGAGCCUCUACUUCGUCUGAUCAAACCUGAAACACCUGCCGGUUUCCUUAGGAACGUCACAUGGACAUUGUCCAACCUCUGCAGGAACAAGAACCCCCCUCCCAAGUUCAAGGUUGUGCGUCAAUUCCUGCCAACUCUGGCCAGACUUCUACAGCACAAUGACAGAGAGGUUCUGACCGACACGUGCUGGGCACUGUCCUAUCUUACUGAUGGUACCAACGAUAAGAUACAGGAAGUUGUAGACAGUGGUGUGGUUCCAAGACUAGUGGAGUUACUAGCAGGCUCUGAAGUAUCUGUGAUAACACCUGCACUCCGAGCCGUAGGCAACAUUGUGACGGGUGAUGAUUCUCAGACGCAAAAUGUGAUAGACCAGGGGGCACUGAAGGCAUUUAAGGGUCUCCUGACCCAUAAUAAGGUCAACAUCCAGAAGGAGGCAGCAUGGACGAUAUCCAACAUCACAGCUGGCAACACACAGCAGAUCCAGUGUGUUAUCAAUGAAGAACUCCUUCCCUACACACUAGAAAUAUUAAUCAAAGGUGACUACAAGAGCCAGAAGGAAGCUGUGUGGGCGAUCACCAAUCUGACAUCAGGAGGCACGGUGGAGCAGAUAGCAUAUUUAGUACAACUGGGGGCCAUCAAACCCCUGUGUGAACUUCUGACAGUCAAGGAAGCCAAGGUUAUCCUGGUCAUCCUUGAUGCCAUUGGCAACAUCCUGAUGGCUGCAGAGAAGAUUGGCCAACAGGAGGUAGUGUGUGUGAUGAUUGAGGAGUCGGGCGGCCUUGACAAAAUUGAGAAUCUCCAGAACCAUGAAAACGAGCAGGUCUACAAGGCAGCACUGGAACUCAUAGAAAAAUACUUUGCUGAUGAGGGAGAAGACCAGAGUGUUGCCCCAACAAGCACAGACGGCAAUGCUUACCAGUUCAAUGCUGCCACAGCCAUUCCACAGCAGGGAUUCUCGUUCUGACUUCUGUCCCUGGAGGGCACACCCAAGCUGGAGCAGCAGUACUGGGGACUGGAAGACAUCUUUAUUCCUGGACGGGGUGCAGCGAAGGCAGCAAACAUGACCCCCACGUGGGGUGGACAGAGAACAGCAAUCAUGUGAUAAUUCAUACGUACUACCUUACUUUACAGUUGUCUGCUCAUUCGUUGGCAGAUUAGAAGGAAGGUUGCAAUUUCAUGCAAUAGUGUCCCUCUGUGAUGUGCUAAUUGAUGAGACAUUUUUCCAUUUAUACAGAAUUUUAUCUCGUUGCUCAAUGUUGACCUCCUGACCUGUGCAGUUGGUGAAUUUUGAUUGCGACAACAAUUUGAUAUUGACAGCAUUAUGUUUACGAUAAUCAGAAGAUAUGACGAAUCUCUCAAGGGAUUGUCUGUAUAAUGUUGACGAGAAUUGAAACUAAAAAUAUUGUUAUGUGCUAUUACAAACUACAUGUAUUCGUCAAAAUGUGUUUACAAGACAUUCCUUCAGGAAAGUAAUGUAUGAACUUCAACACUGGUGAAAAACCGAAACUUGUUAAUAUUGUCUAAUAGAACACCUAAAUGUCCAGAUUGAUAGUUGUACAUAAACUUUCAUAGUGCUCAUUGUCAGCAUUUUGUAUAAACCUUGGAAGUAUUUUUACAAGUUGCAUAAUAUGUGCAUAAUCAAGUGCUCAUUAGGCAUUCAUUCUUUGUGUCGUGUAUAACAUUAUUAUACAAAUUUCUGUUCCAAUUAGUAAUAAUUACAAGGCCUUUAAUUUACAAGGUAGGAAAAUAUUAUCUUACAAAAUAAGAAAAUGCUUUGUAUUUAGGGAAACAGGUUUUUUCAGGGAAAGGCAUACUUAACAAUCAUUUCCGAAAAUUCUGCAAAACAAAUUCGGCUUCAGGGAAACAUACUCUAGAAAUUCUUACAGAAAUCUUCAGUGUUUUAGGUGAGAUUUAUUCAUAAAGUAGACAGUCAAGUUUAUUUUCCAGUAGCUGAUUACUGGAGAAUGUUGAUAUCUAACACGGAGACUAGAGACCAAAUAAUCAGGUUGAAUUGUAAUCAUAAAUAUCAUUGUUAUAAGACCACAUCAAAUUAAUUUGGUGUGGUCUUGCAUGUACAAUUUGUAAUGUAUGAUCAUUGUUUUUGAAAUUUUUAUUUUUGUGUCUUCCGAACUUUCUACUUCUGUCUCUCUUUCCUGUCUGAUGCUGUUUUGUCUUUUACUGUAUCAUGUUUACACAGCAGAUUUUUGUUUAUACAACAUUUUACACCAUGCUGGUACCUGUACACAGGUGAUUGGCUGUAGUGUUCUCAAAUAAACACUAUAACCUCUU
Mizuhopecten yessoensis (Yesso scallop) is the source of this 3184-nucleotide messenger RNA. RefSeq names its product importin subunit alpha-1-like. The record is from RefSeq and is a predicted model, not a curated record. The coding region runs from base 291 to 1859 and encodes 522 amino acids. Gene Ontology annotation, molecular function: protein binding; nuclear import signal receptor activity. Lineage: Eukaryota; Metazoa; Mollusca; Bivalvia; Pectinida; Pectinidae. The transcript is spliced from 11 exons. Gene Ontology annotation, cellular component: nucleus; cytoplasm. Gene Ontology annotation, biological process: NLS-bearing protein import into nucleus.